AUGGGUACCGAGCGGAUCUCCCGCGGGUCUGUUGAGGAGUCAGCAGAGGGGCUGGAAGAGGCGAUGCGAGAAAUGGGGAUGGGGCACGAAGAGGAGAGCAGCUGCCACGACUCGCACACAUACGGGUACCGCUACACUUCACCGGAGGAGCGGGCAGAGACCAAGUUCCAGAGAAAGGCCACAUGGGAGUGGCUCAAAAAGGUCGGCUUCAAGAUCUUCGACGGAAGCAGCCUGACGUCCAUCUCGCUUCCGGUCAAGGUCUUCGAGCCGCGCUCAUUUCUGGAGCGGUUAGCGGACAACUGGGCAUAUAUUGACUACCUUCGAAGAGCAGCAGAACAGACCGACCCGCUGGAGAGAUUCAAGCUGAUCAUCGCGUUCGUCGUGUCUGGGUUGAGCAAGCAGACCGGCCAGAGCAAGCCGUUCAACCCCAUCCUGGGAGAGACGUAUCAGGCGACCUUCGAGGGGGGUAUCACCGUGUACUGCGAGCAGACCAGCCACCACCCCCCCAUCAGCAGAUGGGAGGUUCGCGACUCCCAGGGUCGGUUUGAUUACACCGGAGACGGUUCGUGGACUGCCCACAUAAGGGCGAACACGGCGAAGGGUCACCAGGAGGGAGUGAACCGGUUGCACUUCACGGCAGACGAUGCAGAGGUGACAUGGGAUCUGCCGGCGAUCCACCUCAAGAACGUCAUGUGGGGCGAGCGCACCCUGUUGUACACUGGAGAAAUGCAUUUUGAGGAUAAGAAGAACGGGCUCAGCUGCGAGCUGGUCUUCGACCCAGACGCGAAAACGGGGGGCUACUUCGCGCGCAUGUUCAAGGGGAAGACGUGCCCCGACCUGCUGCGGGGGGAUAUCUUCCAGUCCAAGCCCGAGGCUUCGGGGAGCACCCCCGGAGCGAAGCAAAAAGCUGGAACGGUGGAGGGGGUCUGGCUGUCGCACUUGGACAUAGAAAAGGAAAGGGUUUGGGACAUUCGGAGGGCGCACUCGCACAAGCCGACGCCCGUGGAUGACCCGCUGCCCACCGACUGCCGCUUCCGACAGGACCUCAUUGCGUUGAAGAACAAAGACUACGAGGAGGCGCAAAUGUGGAAGGAGAAACUUGAACAGAAGCAAAGAGAGGAUGAAGCCAGGCGGAAGAGGAGCGUCGAUUCGACAACCGGCAGCCAGCGCCAGAGGUCCAGUACUUCAAAGCGGAACUCGUGGAAAACACUCAACUGCAUACACACGCCUGCUCAAGUCAACACAGAGCCAAUCAUUUCGGAGUAG
Klebsormidium nitens is the source of this 1266-nucleotide messenger RNA. Lineage: Eukaryota; Viridiplantae; Streptophyta; Klebsormidiophyceae; Klebsormidiales; Klebsormidiaceae. The record is from the annotation of a GenBank genome assembly.